CGAUGAUUUUCACACACACACAUACACACACGCACACACACACAAACGCGCACGCACAAACACACGUACUUUCACAAGUACACAACAAGUACACGAGGACCCACCGUCAUGGCUGUUGUUGUGCUUCUCCUUGGACUCGAGAUUGCGGAUGGUUACGCUUAACCUUUCACCCCUCACCCGUGGCGCGGCCGCCUGUCCGUCAAGCUGAGGGGGCGAGUCUGCUAUCACCAUGGCAACCACGCCCGCCUCGCUGGGGAAAGGUGUGGGUCUGGUAUUGGUGGAGUUCCAGUACGAGUACGAGGGUCGCGAUGGCUCCAUCAUCUCCAUCAAGCCCAACGAGCGCUACGUCCUGCUGGCCAAGACCAACGCCCACUGGUGGCAGGUGCGGCGCGACCACACCUCCAAACCCUUCUACAUCCCGGCGAAGUAUGUAAAAGAGCUCCCACCCGACGCGCCAUCACCUCUGGACUUUGCCCACCCGCCGGCUCCUGAGGCAACCCCGGUCCCCACUCCGGUAGCGGCCCCGGUCCCUGUGUCGGUCCCCGUAAUGGUCCAUGUUCCCAAAGUUCUGGAGGAGCCCGGCGGGACCAGAAGCAAACCCGGCGACGAAGUGCCCAUCCGGCUCAAACCGGACACGUCCGGUGGCUACCGUAAGACAGAGAAUCGCAUGUCCACAUUUGGCGUCCCGCUGGACUUCCUGGACCUGCCGCCGCCCCUCGCCACAGUGCAGCGUCACUCUGGCGCCCCCUUGGGUCCUGACUGUGCCGACAAAACCGACGGCGUAACGGCGAAAACACUGCCCGAGGAGCAUAGAAACAUUGGUUUCAUCCCGGCUGACCCACCUGCCGCCCGACCCCACACACUGCCCAUCCCCGUAGACACGCCUACUGUACCCGAUGUGCAGGCCCUCAAAGACUCCGAGGGUGGACCCUCGCAGGAAGACCGAGAGGAGGCGGUGGCCGGGCGGCAAGAAAUGGAACAGGAAGAGGAAGAGGAAGAGGAAACCAUCGAGGCCACGGAGGACAGUGAACAGGACAGCGACGAGCCAGAGGAGAUUGAGGAACACAAAGAGGAAAAAGACUCCAACCACAUCUAUGAGUCCAUCCAGGAUCUGCACCUGGACGCUCUGAUUGGAGAGUUGAACCCGGCUCCGCCUCCCAAUCUGCAGACCUGUGAUCCCGCCUCCGAGCCAUCGCAGCUGCCUGACCCCGCCCCCUCCACCACAGGGCCCACCCUCUCCUCUUCAAGCACCUCCUCUGAAAUAAUAAGCCUCUCCCCACUCAGCCCGCAACAAGGAUGGCAGAUGCACACGGACCAGGAGAGUGGGAGGGUGUUUUACUUCCACCCACUGACUCGACAGAGCACCUGGUCGCACCCGCGCUCGCCCUCGCCGCACCCAUCAUCACCCCCGGUCUCGUCACCCGUCCCAUCCGCUUCGUCACCGACACCCUCGCCACAGUCUGGCUGCGAGAUUUGGGAACAGCUGAUGGACCCAAACUCCGGGAGGCUCUACUACUACAACCCAGUGUCUGGUGCCACCUCCUGGAACGCGCCCAUGCCGGCACCCCACGCUGCCCCCACGAUGACCGAUGAACCCGCCAAGCCCGACGACGGCCCGCCUCCACUGCCAGAAGAAGAUUAUCCCGUUGACGCGCAGCACGACAAUGACACCGUCUUCAUGAUGCAUGCUCGGCAGCACAUCAUUCCCAGAGCGCACCUGGAGCGCCAAGAUGGCCUCCGGAUGGCAAACGGCAAGCCCGAUCAGCGCGUGGCAUGGCGACACAGCGUGGCCGAGGACACGUUUGCUUCGCGACACUGGAGGAACCUCGCCGACUUCAGCAGAGACUCGGCAGACACCACGCAGCUCUGUGAUAGGUUGAGCUUGAGGAGGAAUCUGUCCGAUAGGAGCUCAGACUCCCAGCAGGGACACCUGCUGGAGAAGGCUGGAAUCGUCAACAAGACCAAAGUAGUCGAUAACGGCAAGAAGAUCCGGAAGAACUGGAGUCAAUCUUGGACUGUCCUGCAUGGCGGCAUCCUAACUUUCCACCGGGACCCCAAAUCUGCGCCCAGCAGUAACAUGGCCUCCCAGAUUGUUCCGGAAUACACGGUGGAACUGAGAGGAGCUUCGGUGUGCUGGGCACCCAAGGAAAAGUCGUCUAAGAAGAAUGUCCUGGAGCUGAGGACUCGUCAAGGUUGCGAGUAUCUGAUGCAGUACGACACAGAGAGUAUCAUUGCCGAUUGGCUGAAAGUCGUACAGGACACCAUCAGACAGCUAGAUCACGAGCACGUGUCGGACGAUGAUGACGAUGGCGCCUCGGACAAAGAGGACAAAGACAGGAAGCGGGCAAGCAACAGAAGUUUGUCGGGCGCCGACACGGAGCAGACGCGAGUUCGCACAAAACUGCGACGCUUCCUCCAGAGGAGGCCCACGCUGCAGAGCGUCAAGGAGAAGGGGUACAUACGAGACAACGUGUUCGGCUGCCAUCUGGACACCCUCUGUCACAGGGAAAACACAACCAUUCCAAAAUUUGUGGAGAAGUGCAUCAAAGCUGUGGAGAGGAGAGGUCUUGAUGUGGACGGCAUCUACCGUGUAAGCGGGAACUUGGCCGUCAUCCAGAAGCUGCGACACAAAGCCGAUCACGAGGAGCAUCUCGAUGUGGAGGACGGUCAGUGGGAAGACAUCCACGUGCUAACGGGAGCCCUCAAGCUGUUCCUGCGCGAGCUUCCCGAGCCGCUCUUCCCCUUCAGCUUCUUCGACAAGUUCAUCGCCGCCAUCCAAAUUCCCGACUACAACCUGCGCGUGUCCUACAUGAAGGACUUGGUGCGCUCGCUGCCGCUUCCCAAUCACGACACGAUGGAGCUGCUCUUCAGGCACCUGCUCAGAGUGGUGGAGCACAAAGACGCCAACCGAAUGUCAGUCCAGAGCAUGGCCAUCGUCUUCGGGCCCACGCUGUUGCGCCCGCAGACCGAGUCGGCCAACAUGACCAUCCACAUGGUCUUCCAGAGCCAGAUUGUGGAGCUCAUGCUAAACGAGUUCCACACCGUCUUUGUGCAGAGGUAGCACCACUGCGCACAUGCAGCCUUCCGCAACUUGGAUCUGAGACGUACAUUCCAAAAGAGACGCGGGUCCUUCCACAAGAUAGAGCAACAUCAAUGCCAGCAGGGCGCUUUGGACACAAACGUAUUGCUGCCACACCAGUAAAAAAAA
Messenger RNA from Hippocampus comes (tiger tail seahorse), 3208 nucleotides. It is a transcript of the gene arhgap27l, whose product is annotated as Rho GTPase activating protein 27, like. Gene Ontology annotation, molecular function: protein binding. The record is from RefSeq and is a predicted model, not a curated record. Gene Ontology annotation, biological process: signal transduction; regulation of GTPase activity. Bases 230 to 3061 code for a protein of 943 amino acids. Gene Ontology annotation, cellular component: cytoplasm. The transcript has 21 exons. Lineage: Eukaryota; Metazoa; Chordata; Actinopteri; Syngnathiformes; Syngnathidae.